Apis cerana (Asiatic honeybee) is the source of this 1320-nucleotide messenger RNA. RefSeq lists its product as uncharacterized. The record is from RefSeq and is a predicted model, not a curated record. NCBI's taxonomy places the organism in Eukaryota, Metazoa, Arthropoda, Insecta, Hymenoptera, Apidae.
UGGAAAACAGUUACGGCUAAUAACGGCCAAUAGAUUCGGCGUGGCCGCAUUUGCUCGAUUUCGCGCGCGACAACGCGAUUUCCUGUUUCGUUUUGUGCCGCGGUGUUGUUCGAUCGAGAUUAAUUCAAUUGCAUCGUGGACCGCAUCCACUCCCACGACUUUAUCAGGGAAACGGUCGAUGCGGCUCGUGCGUGCACACCACGGCCGGAUACCAUUGGCAAAGAGUACGCAUAUAAUUGAAAUGCGCGGCUAGAUCAAGUGGUAAAUGAAUUGACGAAAUCCAUUUAGCCGUAUGCCCGCUCAGUCGGAAUUGGAAUAAGCUCGUGAAGCGUCCAUCCUUGUAACCUGGUGUAUUAUCGAAGUGACGCUGCGUUGACAUAUUCCAUCCUUUGGAAAGUGAAGCGAGCACGUUUUUCAUUUAGAAAGAAAAUCUUGAUCUUGAUUGAUUAAUAUCGAGAAUAUUAUUCGAUGGGUAUAUUGUGGGAACGUUGAUACAGAUCUCACUUCGUGAUUUGUUAACAAUAUAUACAUAUAUACAAUAAUACAAAUAGUUAUAUAAAAACGAGAUGUUUUAAAAUGCUUGUUAUUCUUUCGUGUCAGUAAUUACACGAGACAAUGAUUUCUGAUAAAAUCACGAAUCCAAUCACGUUAUAUUCUCAGAUUUUUUCCUAUAAACUUAAUAAAUAAAAAAAAACAGUGUUUAAUGAUAAAUUGAAGUACUUGUGUAUCAGAAUACAAUACGUUUUGUGGAUCAAAAUGUUUUUGUGGUUGUUAACAGUUUGUAUGUUACAAUGCACGGUACAGGCAGCUUACGAGAUAGUGUUCGAAGAUUCUGAAUGUUUCGAUAUAAACGAAAAAUAUAUAAAGGAAUGUGAAAUAAAUAUAGAAUACGAUAGUACAUAUGGAUCCAAAAUGAUUUCAUAUCUGGAAAUCCUUGAAAUUCCUGAAAAUUCUAUCAAAGUGGAAAUUGAUACGUUCUCCACUCAAAUGGGUGAAUAUACACUUCCUAUGCCACUUCGUAUAGAAGGUUAUUUAUGUGACUUUGUAAAAGAAAAAGAUUCUAUGGGAUACUUAUUUAUGAAGUCAGUAAAUAUAAACACUUGUCCUCCGACACCAGGAAUUUACGAACAAGAAGGAUUUGUAAUUGACAAUAUGGAUUCUUUACCACCUUCAUUUCCGGAAGGUCAUUAUUUAUUAAAUUCGACGUUAUCAUUUAAUAAUAUCGUAUUAUUGCGUAUUAAUUUAUAUAUAAGAAUAUAUUAAUUAAUUAUCAAAACAUAAUUGAAAAUAUCAAAAUAAAUGUUCAUUUUUAACAGCAUA